Molecule: messenger RNA, 399 nt
Organism: Cynara cardunculus var. scolymus (artichoke)
Lineage: Eukaryota; Viridiplantae; Streptophyta; Magnoliopsida; Asterales; Asteraceae
Product: transcription factor DUO1-like
Exons: 2
Coding region: 1-399 (132 amino acids)
Source: RefSeq, a predicted model, not a curated record
AUGGAACAACGAAUUCCUAUUAAGAUAAAGAAAGGUCCAUGGAAAAUUGAAGAAGAUGAACUCUUGAUCAAGCAUGUCGAAGAAUACGGACCCAAAGAUUGGGAUCUUCCUCUUUCAAAAGGACAUCUUCAACGCACGGGAAAAUCAUGUCGUCUUCGGUGGUUGAACAAUUAUCAACCUAAUCUCAAGAAAGGAAUGUUUUCGGAAAUGGAGAAACAAAUGUUGUUUGAUUUACAAGGCAAGUAUGGGAACAAAUGGGCAAAAAUUGCCACACAUUUGCCGGGAAGAUCGGUUUAUCAUGUUAAGAAUGUUUGGUGGAUGAAACUCUCCACAGAUGUGUUGAUGAUCAAAGUUAUACCAGUCAUGAUGGUGUUCAAGUUUGUUGGUGUACUCUCCUAA